Molecule: messenger RNA, 3235 nt
Organism: Brassica napus (rape)
Lineage: Eukaryota; Viridiplantae; Streptophyta; Magnoliopsida; Brassicales; Brassicaceae
Product: disease resistance protein Roq1
Exons: 2
Coding region: 1932-3062 (376 amino acids)
Biological process (GO): defense response; signal transduction
Source: RefSeq, a predicted model, not a curated record
UACUUCUGCACACCUUCGUCUCUCUUUUUUUUAACACUGAAAAUAUUAUAUAACAUUGACGGAUUCGAAAGUGAGAUACAUGGAUGAUACACUGAGCCAGCAGAACACAUGUUCCCUGGAAACUAUGGCCGGCGAAAACAAGGUUUUCCCGGAAGUUAAAGCCCUAAACAAAGGGAAAUACAACAGACUUUACAAGGAUCAAAAGAAACCAAAGGAUGCACGAAAACAUUAACGCAUACAGAAAAGGUCAAACCCAAAACUUGCAUGCAGAACCACUUAAACUUCAUGUGAACUCUGACAAAGGAUUAUCAAAAACUAGUUGAUAAUCAGAUCCUCCAAUAGUGAAUAAGCACAAUCCAUUUAAUGCAUGUAGACCACAGCUUCAAUUUCAGAAAGACUGAACUGAAACAGACUUUCAAUGGCGAAGGAAGCAGUAAAGCGACCGAAGAAACGCCUAGAAAGAAGCUAACCGAUGGACGAGAACCCGACCAGGUCUCUUGGGAAAUAACAUGGAGCGAUCUGAUCCACGCCAGACCAAACUAAUCCAAAGAUAACAGAUUAGAAAGGGAUCGGACCUGAAGUGAAUCCAGAGUAAAUCACAGAGGAAACAGAGACAUGCAAGCAGGAAGUGAACCGAUUCAACAUCAUCUGAUGGACAAGACAAAAAGAUUUAGAGCCAAUCGCAGACAAGAGAUAAAGUGGGUAAACCACACGGAUGAUCGGAAAGAUCCAGUAACUCUUGCUGCAAAAGGACUAAAUCCCGACCAGAGCAAACAUCAUGCAUCCUUGAAUCUUCGAUCACACCACCGAAGAAAAACAAGAAGAAACGAAAGGAUCGACCGACUCCGGUGUUAGAGAAGCCACCGGAGUCGAUCACCGGAGAUCAAAGAGGAAGCUCGAGAUAGAGAGAAUAUUUAGAGAGAUAAUAUUUUAGAGAGAAGCAGAUGUUGUUUUCGAUCCCCAACUCUCUAUAAAGUCUUAAUUUUAACACACCUUCGUCUCUCUAUAUCUUACUUUCUUAAUAGUGUUUAAUAAUUAUUAUUAUUUCACCUACAUUUCCCAUUUGAUACAAAGUCGCACCAUGUGCAUUGAAAAAAUAAUAGGAAAACUACGAAUGUAUUUGUAGACGGUAGUACUGGUACAGUAUGCAUGAAACACUGCUCUUAAUAUCGGUUGCCUAAGCGCAUAAGAAAGACACCCAAACGCCCUGAUUAUUGUCUAAUCAAACGAAAGCUUUGUUAACGCGUGUGAUUAAUUGGAUGUCUGUUUAAUUUAAUAGAUGUUGGAUCUUCCACAAGGAUAUUCAAUUGAUCCGUACUAUUUUUUUUUGUAAACUAAAAAAGUAAUAAUGAAAGAGUCAGAAAUCCGUACUAUUCAAUUGAUCCGUACUAUUUGUGAAAAUUAUUUAGUUUAAUGGUUUAAUAGAUGAUUCAUUAUACCAAAAACUUUAGAUUUUGAGUUUCAGGAAAAAACACUUUAUCAAUAAUUAUACAGAUUAAUAAUUUUUUUUUUGUAAAUAUUUGAUAUACUACAAUAUAAAUAGAACUAUCAACUAUUUAAAAAAAUAUAGAACUAUUAAACAUAUAUUCUUUUUUGUCUAUGUAUUUCAAUAGAAAACAAUAAAUUCUUGUGAAAAAAAAAAUUAUUACAAACUUUCGAAUUAGUUGAAUGUGAUUUGUUAAGACAUUCCAUAUAAUAGACUUGUAAAACAAAUAUCUUAUCUUGAUAUUCGUCGAAAAUAUACAGUUUUUUUCUACACAACACGGUCAGAAAUUAACUGACAGAAUCAAAGUUGACAAUAAAAAAUGAAAAGAAAAUUCGAGGAAAUAUACUUCUCUCGAAGUAAGAGCAAGUCUCUCUUGAAACUCACGAACACCGGCAACUUAUAAAAAUGGGCUCUUUUUCUCUCCACUCAGACAGAAUCAUUCAAGAUGUCUUCUUCUAUUACACCAACCACCUCCCUUCGGAAGUACGAUGUCUUUCUGAGCUUCAGAGGACCCGACACUCGCCGCAACUUCAUCAGCUUCCUCUACAAAGAACUCGUCCAAAGGAACAUCCGCACCUUCAAAGACGACAAGGAGCUUGAGAGCGGCCAGAGAAUCUCGCCGGAGCUAGACCGCGCCAUCGAGGAGUCGAAGUUCGCCGUCGUUGUCGUCUCCGCGAACUACGCAGCCUCCACAUGGUGCCUUGAAGAACUCGUCAAGAUCAUGGAUGUCGAGAAUAAAGGCUCCCUCACCGUGAUCCCCGUCUUCCACGGCGUUGACCCGUGUCACGUGAGGCGGCAGAUCGGUCAAGUCGCCGUACAGUUGGAGAAGCACGAGAUGAGAGAAGAUCGCGAGAAAGUCCUCUCGUGGAGACAAGCGUUGACCAAUCUCGCGAGUAUCUCCGGCGUCUGCACAUUGAAAUGGGAAGAUGACUCGAUGAUGGUCGAUGAGAUUGCUAAGAGGAUAUCAACGGUGAUUGAUACAACGAGAAAACCAACGAGAACCGGAAGUAACCUAGUGGGGAUUGAUGCACACAUGAAAGCGCUGUCACGGUUAGUAGAUCUGAACUCUUCGAAGAAGAAUGUGAGAGUUGUCGGGAUUUGGGCGAGAGGAGGCAACGGUAGAUCAGCUCUCGCUAAGUUCGUGUACCAGAACAUCUGUCAACACUUUGAAAGCCAUUGCUUCCUGGAGAACGUGAAGAGGACAUCUCAGGAUCGGCACAUGUCGCAUCUACGCCAAGAGGUUCUUAAAAGGGUGCAAGUAGAAUCGAACCAGAAGGUUCUGCUAGUGGCGAACGAAGUUAAUAAACUUGAACACUUUGAUGCUCUUGCAGAGGAUUUCAGCUGUUUUGGACCGGGGAGUAUAGUUAUCAUCACUACACAAGACAAGCAGCUUCUUGUUUCGGCCGGGAUAAAGCUUGUUUACGAAGUGGAGCUUCUGAGGUUCCGGAAAGUUCGUGAACUAUUUAGACAGUUGGGCUUCAGAGUGAGAGAGAGAGCCAUUGAGUCGGUUUUGUGUAAGGGAACUAGUCUUGCCAUGAAAUGGUUAAGUUGUUGUCUACGUGUUAGAUCUGGUUAGGGGAAAGUAUCUUAAUCGUUUUUUUUUCAUGUAUCAUUAAGUUUAGUGUGGCUAAACCUAGUAAGAUGUGGCUUACACCUAGGAAUGUUUUAUACUAUUUUUGGAGUGAGUUUGCUGGUGUAUAGAAGAAUUAUCAUUCUUGAUUUGAUUAAAUAAUACAAAUUCUUUUUCAA